Charadrius vociferus (killdeer) is the source of this 953-nucleotide messenger RNA. It is a transcript of the gene CDC34, whose product is annotated as cell division cycle 34. Lineage: Eukaryota; Metazoa; Chordata; Aves; Charadriiformes; Charadriidae. Gene Ontology annotation, molecular function: ubiquitin conjugating enzyme activity. Bases 101 to 808 code for a protein of 235 amino acids. The transcript is spliced from 5 exons. Gene Ontology annotation, biological process: ubiquitin-dependent protein catabolic process; protein polyubiquitination. The record is from RefSeq and is a predicted model, not a curated record.
CGGAGCAACAGGACCCGUCCCCGCCGCCCCCCUUCCUGCAGCGGUCGACGCGCCUACGCCAGUCCCCGGCUUCGCUCACGGCCUACCCCGGCUGCUCGGCAUGGCGCGGCCUCUCGUGCCCAGCUCGCAGAAGGCGCUGUUGCUGGAGCUGAAAGGGCUGCAGGAGGAGCCCGUGGAAGGGUUCCGGGUCAACCUGGUGGACGAGGGGGACCUCUACAACUGGGAGGUGGCCAUCUUCGGCCCCCCAAACACCUACUAUGAGGGGGGGUACUUCAAGGCUCGUCUCCGGUUUCCCAUCGACUACCCCUAUUCUCCUCCUGCCUUUAGGUUCUUAACCAAAAUGUGGCACCCCAACAUCUACGAGACCGGCGACGUCUGCAUCUCCAUCCUCCACCCGCCGGUGGAUGACCCGCAGAGCGGGGAGCUGCCGUCUGAGCGGUGGAACCCCACCCAGAACGUGCGGACCAUUCUCCUGAGCGUGAUCUCGCUGCUGAAUGAACCCAACACGUUUUCUCCAGCCAACGUGGACGCCUCUGUGAUGUACCGCAAGUGGAAGGAGAGCAAAGGGAAGGACCGGGAGUACACAGACAUCAUCAGGAAGCAAGUCUUGGGCACAAAGGUGGACGCUGAGCGGGAUGGCGUGAAGGUCCCCACCACGCUGGCAGAGUACUGUGUGAAGACCAAGACUCCGGCGCCGGAUGAGGGCUCAGACCUCUUCUAUGAUGACUAUUAUGAGGAUGAUGAGAUGGAGGAGGAAGCAGACAGCUGUUACGGUGAUGAGGAUGACUCGGGCAAUGAGGAAUCUUGAUGGCCCUCUGGCAUCGCAAAACUUACCAUAAACUACUGAAUUUUACCUCAACUAGGACAAACUGGUUUGAAUUUAGGAUCUGUCAGCCCUGAAAUUAACUCUCUACCUCGCAGGGAGACUGUUCUGCUGUUGCAAAGGAAAUCCC